UAGGAAAGCUAACCCCUUGAUAAAACCCUCACACACCUCCGCUCUCUCCCUCUCUCUCAUCUCUAUCUCGUCCGUCGUUCCCCAGCACCGCGCAUUCUUUUCUCGCAAUGGCUUUUGUGUCCAUGUUCCACCGGGUGCUGGCCGGAUCGUUUUCGUCACCGUCAAUUAUCGGAAGUCGAUUCGGCUCCACGCGUCUCUAUGGGACUCUAACUUCUCCCAAGCUCUUCGUAAGCGGGCUCUCAAGAUUAACUACAGAUGAGAAGCUUAAGCAGGCAUUUGCUCCUUUUGGGCGAGUCGUUGAAGGCUAAAGUGAUCAUGGAUAGACCUACCGGGAGAUCGAAGGGUUUUGCUUUCGUGACAUAUGAGACGAUAGAGGAGGCCGAGAAAGCUAAAGAAGAAAUGAAUGCCAAGUUUUUAGACGGAUGGGUUAUAUUUGUGGACCCAGCGAAGCCGAGGGAGUCUAGACCACCACCACCUCCUCAGUCCCCUGCUGAUCCUUCUUCUGUGCUUGGUUUCACAACUAAUAAGACUGUCGGUUGGUCUGGUUGAUCAUUCUCUCCUCUUUUCUGUCAAAUGUUUUUCAUAUUGGUGUUCAGGAAAUUAUCAUGUCCUGCUCACUGGGGCUGUGAGAAUGAGUUUCUAGAUAGUGAAAACUAGUACGUGUAGCUCAUUUUUAUACUACUUGCCAAUGUGAAACAACAGAUUUACCUUCUUUUGAUAAACAUGAUUGUUUUGUUCCCGGUCGGGU
Molecule: messenger RNA, 748 nt
Organism: Linum tenue
Lineage: Eukaryota; Viridiplantae; Streptophyta; Magnoliopsida; Malpighiales; Linaceae
Source: the annotation of a GenBank genome assembly